Molecule: messenger RNA, 1717 nt
Organism: Herpailurus yagouaroundi (jaguarundi)
Lineage: Eukaryota; Metazoa; Chordata; Mammalia; Carnivora; Felidae
Gene: NMNAT3
Product: nicotinamide nucleotide adenylyltransferase 3
Exons: 5
Coding region: 257-898 (213 amino acids)
Biological process (GO): NAD+ biosynthetic process
Cellular component (GO): mitochondrion
Molecular function (GO): nicotinamide-nucleotide adenylyltransferase activity; nicotinate-nucleotide adenylyltransferase activity
Source: RefSeq, a predicted model, not a curated record
UUAGCUUUAGACCCGCCCUACCCCCGCCCGGGGGGCGGGCCGGGCUCCGCUCUCCGUGUAGCUCCCAGGCCGCAGAGGGCCUUGCGCAGCGAGACCAGGCGGCGUCCCGCGCGGUCUUCGGGUGCAGGGCCGCGGGCGGGCCAAGCCGGAUACCCCAGUCCUUGGCAGUCCCCCGAGGCUCACAGAGUGCUUCUGCGGAGCCUCGCCGCACGCAGGCAGGGUGGCCACUGCCGUGGGUGUGGAGGUGCCUGACAAGAUGAAGAGUCGAAUCCCAUUGGUGCUCCUGGCCUGUGGCUCCUUCAAUCCCAUCACCAACAUGCACCUGCGCUUGUUUGAGGUGGCCAGAGACCACCUACACCAAACAGGAAUGUACAAGGUGAUCGGGGGCAUCAUCUCUCCUGUCAACGACAACUACAGAAAGAAAGACCUCGUGGCUGCCCACCACCGGGUGGCCAUGGCCCGGCUGGCCCUGCAGACGUCCGACUGGAUCCGGGUGGACCCCUGGGAGAGUGAGCAGGCGCAGUGGAUGGAGACCGUGAAGGUGCUGAGGCAUCAUCACAGUGAACUGCUCAGAUCUCUGCCCCAGACGGAAGGCCCGGACCAUGGCAGGGCUCACUCCUUGGCCCCGACAGACUGUGGGCUGAGCUCAGCAUUCUCUGGCUGCCAGAGCCCUGCUCGUGUGAUUUGCAGCCCUCCGUGGACUGACCCAGCCGUGCUGAGUUCCAGACGGCUUGGCUGUGACACUUUGGGACAGAUGAUGCCUCGGUCCUCUAACAGCCCAACACUGUCCGUCUCUUGUGAAGGUGGUCCCUGCGCUCGGCUGAUGGGGCUGAGCACAGCUCAGCAACCUUCAGAGAGGAUUCCCUUUCCACGCAACCACGGCAGGCCCCUCAUCUGACUCCAUUCUGCACUGAUUGUUCCACGGUGGCCUUGUCUGGUUAAUUGGGGCGCUGCCCUUUAAUACCUGGCUUCAGCUCUGGUGUCCUGUGUCCCCAGAAGUCCCACACUCCUGAGUGUGGCUGCACUCACUCCACCCCUCAAUUUCCAGAACCUCCACAGGAGGUCAGCCCCAUUUUACAGCUGAGGAAACAGGCCCAUCUGCUGUAAUUCUCCCAGGGUUCCGGCAGAUCUGAAACCGGAAACCAGGGCUGACUGACCUCAGGGCGGCUGUUCUUGACGUUAACAAUUAAGGCAGCUGGACAUUCAAAGAAAAUGGUCCCGGUGGCACUUCCCUCACUUUUCAUGUAAACCUCUGCUUCAUCUGCUUCUCGAAGCCAGUGGCUAUUCCAAAGAGCACAUUGCCCCAAAAUGCCCACGGACAUCUGAUUUAGGUCACUGUUUCGUGCUUGAGACGAAUCAAACCGGCAGCCUUUUUUCAACACUUCAGACUUACGAACCUUGGACUUGGAUAGCCAGUCAUUAUAUCUGAAGAGCUCAGAGCAGUGAUGUAAAUGGACUUGAAAGAGAGGUGAUGGGCUCUUUGAGGACUGCCCAGAGUUGGAGUCCAAGGCACGUGUUGCCAGAAGAAGUGAUCACCCCACAGACAUGCCUUUGAUUUGGGGGAAAGGGAGGUGUGGGCAUGUGUCCCCUGUCGGCAGGAGCACACAGUGAAUUGUACUCCUGUCAUUGUUCAUAAAUCAGACGGUAUCUAAUAUCUAAGCCAGUAGGUAGAAAUUACCGCCACAAAAAUCCACUGGGGGGGGGGGGGGGGCCAUCA